Messenger RNA from Danio aesculapii, 1459 nucleotides. RefSeq names its product coenzyme Q3 methyltransferase (gene coq3). Gene Ontology annotation, biological process: ubiquinone biosynthetic process. Gene Ontology annotation, molecular function: 2-methoxy-6-polyprenyl-1,4-benzoquinol methyltransferase activity. NCBI's taxonomy places the organism in Eukaryota, Metazoa, Chordata, Actinopteri, Cypriniformes, Danionidae. The record is from RefSeq and is a predicted model, not a curated record. The transcript has 6 exons. The coding region runs from base 89 to 1099 and encodes 336 amino acids.
GAAGUUCUGCGAACACUCCACAGUCACAUUGGAUUUACUGACUGAAGUCGGGGAUAAAAAAAGACACGUAACGCAUUAAAAUGCAGAGAUGUACUCUAAGAAAUUUACACGAUUAGCUUUUGGACUGUUAGCAGACUCUGCGCUCAAAAGGCCUUUAACCCGAAACGUGUCCUCCAAAGUGAAAGCAGCGCGGUCUCUGUGCAGCUGGACGGUGUGUUUGCAUCACCGACAGAAGAGUCAGCUGUCAAACGGAGUGACCCGCCUCAAUGUCCGCUCGAUCUCUCAGUCCACUCUGGACCCCGCCGAGGUGCGGAAGUUUCAGGCCAUGGCGAGCAAGUGGUGGGAUCUCCAGGGAGAGCUUGCAGCCCUCCACUCUAUGAAUGACCUGAGAGUGCCUUUCAUACGGGAUAAUUUGUUGAACGUGCAUGGAGUCCGGCAGUUGGGUAAACCUCUGAGUGGCCUCAGAAUACUGGACGUGGGCUGUGGCGGAGGCUUGCUGAGCGAGCCACUAGGGAGGCUCGGGGCAGAUGUGUUGGGAAUCGACCCAGUGGAGGACAGUGUUCGAACAGCAGAGCUGCACUGCUCCUAUGAUCCUGAGUUCCGGGAGAGAGUUCGCUAUCAGGCCUGCACCCUUGAGGAGCUCGCAGAAGAUGAAGCAGAGGGCUUUCAUGCUAUAGUGGCAUCUGAGGUGGUUGAACAUCUGGCGGAUCUGGAUGCCUUUGCCAACUGCUGCCAUCAGGUGUUGAAGCCCGGUGGUUCUCUAUUCAUCACCACUAUUAACAAAACCAACUUAUCAUACUUGUUUGGGAUUGUGGCAGCAGAGCAGCUGUUAAGGAUUGUUCCGAGUGGCACUCAUGACUGGGAGAAAUUCAUCAGCCCAGAGGAUCUGGAACGACUGCUGGAGUCUUUCGGUUUCUACGUGGAGGCUAUCAGAGGCAUGAUGUACAAUCCUCUCACAGGGGCGUGGAGCUGGCAGCAAAGCACAGCCAUCAACUAUGCCUUGCAUGCGGUUAAACGUAAAGAAGACCCACAGCCUGACCGGGUCUGGGAUGAGAAAGAGAAUCUGGAGGAGCCAGGUCGAGCCAAGAGUUACAGCUGAGCUCUUUUUAUUGAUGGAACUGCUAUCAAACAAAUGUCAUCUGCCCCAGAACUUACUUUGGGCAGCAUUGACCUAACGUUUAAAUAUAUGUAGCAUUGCUGAACAUGUUUUAUCAGAAGGAGGAUUCGUAACAUAUUUCAUGAAACUGUGGAGCUGUUGUUAAGAUUGAAGCACUUUUGAUCCACUCGUGCCAUGGUAUUGAUUUUCAGUGGUCCUUUGAUGCAUUUUAAACACAGUCAGCUUGAGUGUUUUGUGGUGUUGUCAAAUGUAAAUUAGACAAUGAAAUUGACAUCAGGAUUUUUGGUGCCACUUAAAAAAAAGUGCAAGUACUUAAUAAAAUAAAAGAAACAAGUGAUCUGA